CGGGGCCUGGCGGGAGGGGCGGGUCCUCCGGGAGCCCAGCCCCGGAAGCAUGGCAGCGCCAGCCCUCGGAGCCGGCAGCAGUGACGCUCCCGCACCCGACGCCGCCGCUGCCGCCGCCGCUGCCGCCGCCGCUUCCACAGCCAUGCCGAAGCACGAGUUCUCCGUGGACAUGACCUGUGAAGGCUGCUCCAAUGCGGUUAGCCGGGUGCUCAACAAGCUGGGAGGAGUUGAGUUUGACAUUGACCUGCCCAACAAGAAGGUCUGCAUCAGCUCUGACCACAGCGUGGACAUUCUGCUGGAGACCCUGGAGAAAACAGGAAAGGCUGUUUCCUACCUCGGCCCCAAGUAGCGAGGGCCCGGAUCCCUGGGCCCAAGAUGGACCAAAGGGAGCAGGAAAGAGGAAAAAUUCUGAAGUGGCCCAGCCCCUGAAGGAAUGCGGUUCUUCACAUGCCUCAGAAGAGGCCAGAGUUUGCUGAAAGCUGGAGGAGCCAUCCCUGCAUAGCUUGGCUAUGGAGUCAUCAAAAUGAUGCUUGUGACCCAGACAGCAGCUCCAGACACUGCUUCAGCCCCUUUCCAAAGCUGGAACCAAUUUUCUCCUCCCCUUAAGGCUGCUCCUUGCCUGGUGUCUUUCUUCCUCUCUCCUCUGCCUGUUUUGAUGUUUCUCUGAAGCUGGGGGGGGGGGGGUAUGUCUCCACCAUGUCACGUCAUCUCCUUUCUCUUAAAGGUCUGGCUGCGGCUCACCUUGUCUCACAGACACGAAAAAUGGCUGUAUGCCUGCUGAAUAAAUGUGACCUUCUCAGA
Molecule: messenger RNA, 801 nt
Organism: Mustela lutreola (European mink)
Lineage: Eukaryota; Metazoa; Chordata; Mammalia; Carnivora; Mustelidae
Gene: ATOX1
Product: antioxidant 1 copper chaperone
Exons: 4
Coding region: 50-349 (99 amino acids)
Biological process (GO): copper ion transport
Cellular component (GO): cytosol
Molecular function (GO): copper chaperone activity; metal ion binding
Source: RefSeq, a predicted model, not a curated record